Molecule: messenger RNA, 1600 nt
Organism: Branchiostoma belcheri (Belcher's lancelet)
Lineage: Eukaryota; Metazoa; Chordata; Leptocardii; Amphioxiformes; Branchiostomatidae
Product: protein Wnt-7b-like
Exons: 5
Coding region: 1-1056 (351 amino acids)
Biological process (GO): canonical Wnt signaling pathway; cell fate commitment; positive regulation of JNK cascade
Cellular component (GO): extracellular region
Molecular function (GO): frizzled binding; cytokine activity
Source: RefSeq, a predicted model, not a curated record
AUGCCUAAAUCGCCCAGGAAGCGGCUCUUCCACCUCCUGUACCUGGUCAGCACCCUAGCGGCGGGGACAGGUGACCAGUCGCUGUCCACCGUGGUGGCUCUCGGUGCGAACAUCAUCUGUAACCGGAUCCCGGGGCUGGUGCCGCGGCAGCGCGCCAUCUGCCAGACCCGCCCCGACCUGAUCGUCGCCAUCGGGGAGGGCGCGCAGAUGGGCAUCGACGAGUGCCGCUACCAGUUCCGCCACUCCCGCUGGAACUGCACCGGCAUGGACAACGACAACGUGUUCGGGAGGGAACUCAGGAUAGGAAGCAAGGAAGCUGCCUUUACCUACGCCAUCAGCUCGGCGGCGCUGGUGCACGCUAUCGUCACAGCCUGCAGCCAGGGGAACAUCUCCGACUGCGGCUGUGACCGUACGAAGGAGGGCGACCUGAACGACGAGGGUUGGAAGUGGGGCGGCUGCUCCGCCGACGUCAAGUACGGGCUGCGCUUCUGCCAGAAGUUCGUGGACGCCCGCGAAGUGGAGCAGAACGCGCGCGCUCUGAUGAACCUCCACAACAAUGAGGCUGGUAGGAAGGUGAUUGACCAACACACACGUCUGGAGUGUAAGUGUCACGGGGUUUCAGGCUCCUGCACCAUGAAGACAUGUUGGAUUACCCUCCCACGCUUCCGAGAGGUCGGCAACAUCCUCAAGGAGAAGUACCACCACGAUGCUCAGCUCGUGGAGGCCGUCCGCGCCAGGCGCACGCGCAGGCCGACGUUCCUGAAACUGAAAAAUUCUCGGACAUUCGAGAAACCUCGCGAGAUUUCCCUCGUGUACCUGCGCGGGUCACCGAACUAUUGCGAGCGUGACGAGGAGACAGGGUCGCUGGGAACUCACGGGCGGAGGUGCAACCGGACGAGCCCGUAUCAGGACGGGUGUGACCUGAUGUGCUGCGGGAGGGGCUACAACACGCACCAGUUCGUCAAGACGUGGCAAUGUAACUGUAAGUUCCACUGGUGCUGUUACGUCAAGUGCAACCAGUGCAGUGAGCGGACCGAGGAGUACACCUGCAAAUGAUCAUGACGUCAACACUAGAAAUCAUGACGUCAAACCACAAAUCAUGACGUCACACUACAAAUGAUGAUGUCUACACUAAAGAUCAUGACGUCUUCACAACAAAUGAUGACGUCAUUUUUGACCAGACCAAACGUUAUAAAUAAAAUGGUCACCUUCACAGAACAAUCAUAUGUUGACAAGAAAAGUGGACGUGAUCGCCAAAAGUUAAAACAGUGUACAGUGAAGCGACGAUAUGGAUGUAAUAUAGCUUCCUACUAUGAUGGAUGUAAUUCCAGUGGUGAGAAUGAACGCGUAUUUCUGUGCGGUUGAAUCCAAUGGAUGUUAUUUUGUAUAUAGACGAAGAUGUGUGUGAAGUUUCGAAGGGUUAUACUUUGGAGAUGGAGUCUCUGGAAAGAAGCUCCGCGACUUUGACUUUUAAAGUGAAUCUCAGCAAUAUAGCCAUUCAAUACGUGCGACAUGUUGAAACAUUUUUUUCCUUUACAGAGUUAGUAAUGGCUUAAUUAGUUUUCUAAGGCUAUGGAAAGGAAGAAAACUGUCUUUUCAC